This is a messenger RNA of Aspergillus neoniger CBS 115656, 369 nucleotides long. RefSeq lists its product as uncharacterized. The record is from RefSeq and is a predicted model, not a curated record. Lineage: Eukaryota; Fungi; Ascomycota; Eurotiomycetes; Eurotiales; Aspergillaceae. The transcript has 3 exons. The coding region runs from base 1 to 369 and encodes 122 amino acids.
AUGAGACUCGUCACCUUUGUGCAGCUUAUCCCGGGGGUAAAACUGAGCAUAUACGCCAACGAGAACUGCUUCGAUGGCCCUGCUCCGGACGAAGAUGACGGUCGCAACGGCUGGAAUGACUACAUGGUGGUCGACGCUAUGAACUACCUGAAAGUCAUUCAUUGGGGAGAAAAUGGGACGCACGGAUACCUCGAUUACUCGGCUUUGCACCUCCCCCUACCACGGUCUCAAUAUUUGUUGCGUCACCUCAGCCUGACAUUGGAUACGACGAUUCAGGAUAAGACGCAAGUGGAGGCUCCAUCAUGGAAGACCGGCUCAGCGCUGGCCCACUCUGCAGCGGUACCGACCAAGAAGUUGAAGAAGCUUUAA